AUGGAGAGCGGCGCGGGGGGGCGGGGCACCGAACCCGGAAGAGAGGGGAGGGCCCUGAGGAGGGCGGGGCCUUCUAAGGGGCGGGGCCUGCGGGCGGGGAUGCGGAAGGCGCUGGGACCCCGAUCGGUCAGCAACCACCCCCACCCCCAACCCGCUGCACGCUCUCGCCCCUGCGGCGCGCCCGGAACUGGUGCGGCCGGCCGGGCAGGCCCGGCCCGGGGACGCAGCGGGGCGCGCGAUCCCCGAGUGCAGCCCCCGAACUGCCGCUUUUUGCUACGCGUUCCUCUGACCGCAGUGCUCGGGGGCUUCUCGCCGUCGCGGUCACGGGCUUCUGAUGGCAGUGGCUUCUCGGAGCUGCACACGGGCUCUCGGGGGCCUGGGUUUCAGCAGCUGCGGCCCCGGGCUCUAGAGCUCAGCAGCUGUGGCUCACCGGCUCAGCUGCUUCUUGGCCUGGUCUGGAGCGUCCAGACCCUACAGGCCCCCCGGAGGGGCCAGCUGGCCGAGGGCCCCAGCGGAGCAACACCUCGUCAGGCGCACCAGGAAUGCCGCAGCAUCUCCGCAGCAGUCUCGGGGGAUAUGCUGAUGAGUUCUUCCACCAGCCAGGGUAGAUCUGAGCAAAUAAAACCUUCCAGGCCUGGGCAAUCAUUCCCCCCACCCCUUUGCUCCCUGGGGCCCUUUCUCAUCUUAGCUCUGCUCCUGCAGGAAGCAGGACAGAAAGAACUCGGCUUGAUGCAAGGGGAGGAGAGAGCAUAG
Rangifer tarandus platyrhynchus (Svalbard reindeer) is the source of this 753-nucleotide messenger RNA. NCBI's taxonomy places the organism in Eukaryota, Metazoa, Chordata, Mammalia, Artiodactyla, Cervidae. The record is from the annotation of a GenBank genome assembly.